Molecule: messenger RNA, 770 nt
Organism: Truncatella angustata
Lineage: Eukaryota; Fungi; Ascomycota; Sordariomycetes; Amphisphaeriales; Sporocadaceae
Exons: 1
Coding region: 160-528 (122 amino acids)
Source: RefSeq, a predicted model, not a curated record
GGCACCAAGGCUGGCUUCAAAGGACUAUAAGGAUGUGCGCUCGGCCAGCCUGUAGCUAUGUGAGUUCACCAUCAGGAAUGGAUCAGAAUCAGACGUUUCUCUAGCACACUCCCAACCUGACAUCCUUAAACAUAAUUCCCACCUCUUUCUAAGUACAAGAUGCCUUUCCUUGUCAAAGCGGUCGUCAUCCUAGCCUCACUUCUGCAAGCCACUACCGUGCUGGCUUCUUCUAAGGAGAACACGAGGAGCGGACCACGGGCACCGCCUGCGCCCGCAGACGUCUGGCCGCAAACUACCUUCCCGACGGCCAAGGGGACUGAUCCAUCAACGCCACACGAGACCCCAGACCUUCCUGGGCAGAUCACCUCCUCGCCUACCGAGAAGAGGCCGUUUUCCAUUCUGCCCAUCGGCCCAAUCUCAAGCCCUAAUCUACACCAGGGGCUGAAUACUACCAGAACAAGUAUUGCAUUUACCCCUACCAGCAGCCUCAAGACGACUACCCGCCCCAGUUCUAGAAUUUCCCUGUAGCUGGGUCAGAGUCCGCAAGUGGUACAUCAUGGGGUGUAGGAGGACAAUUCCUUGACCUGCUGGCACAGUCACCCCUGCAUGCGCAGAUGUCGGAGACGGAUGGACGAUUUGAAAGCAUUGUUUUACUUUUGCAACCCUUUUUGUUUUUCGAAAUCGAAAACUUUAGCUGGCUAUAAUAAAUGUUGAUUGGAUCACGAGCGGUUGCAAUAUUGGUGCUUGGAAAUCUGGACGAUACAGGACAA